This is a messenger RNA of Musa acuminata AAA Group (dessert banana), 4575 nucleotides long. Its product is annotated as probable leucine-rich repeat receptor-like protein kinase At1g35710. Bases 1 to 4575 code for a protein of 1524 amino acids. The transcript is spliced from 3 exons. Gene Ontology annotation, molecular function: protein binding; protein kinase activity; ATP binding. The record is from RefSeq and is a predicted model, not a curated record. Lineage: Eukaryota; Viridiplantae; Streptophyta; Magnoliopsida; Zingiberales; Musaceae. Gene Ontology annotation, biological process: protein phosphorylation.
AUGGCAUCUCAGCUUCACAAAACUUUGCUUUGUGCCACUUUGUUGCUACCGCUGCUAUUGCUUCCCCGUGCUCUUCUUGUCAAAGCUUCACUCGGAUCCCAAGGGAGGGCAUUGCUCCACUGGAAAGCCACUCUUAGGAGUCGUCAAUCCCUGAGAUCUUGGAACCUCAAUUCUAGUCCUUGCAAUUGGACCGGAGUUACAUGCAAUUACCCUGUCACAGUUAGAGGGCUUGCGGUGAUCACCGAGAUAUCCCUGCCGAGCAUGGAGUUGGCAGGACCACUUGAUGCUCUUGAUUUCUCGGCAUUGGGAUCGCUCCUCCAUCUCAAUCUCUCGUACAACCAGCUUGGUGGGAUAAUUCCUCCGGUCAUCUCGGCUCUCUCCAGGCUCGUAUCUCUUGAUCUCACUGGCAAUCUGUUCACAAGCAAAAUCCCAAUUGAGAUAGACUCCAUGAAAGAUAUCCAAUUCUUGAGUCUUAGCCAAAACCAAAUGAUUGGUGCUAUACCUCCAUCUCUGAGCAACCUCACCGGUCUUGUGUCCUUGCACUUGGACAAUAAUAAGCUUGUGGGUGUCAUUCCUAAGGAGUUAGGGAGGCUCCACGAGUUGAUGUAUCUGGAUCUCGGGGACAAUAGCCUAUUUGGUUCAAUCCCUUCUGGUCUAGGAAAUUUGACAAAGCUACACCACUUGGGUCUUUACCAAAAUCAGUUAACUGGAGCCAUACCUCGAGAAUUGGGAAAUCUAGUUAAUCUCAUUUACUUAUCAAUCUCUAAUAAUAAUCUAACGAGUGGAGUUUUCUCUUCUUUUGGAAACCUAACUAAGCUACAAUCAAUUUUUCUAUGGAGAAAUCAACUCUCAGGUCCUAUCCCUUUUGAGAUUGGAAACCUCGUUGAGGUUAUCAAUCUCGAUUUCUCGGGAAACCUAUUAACAAAUUCGAUUCCUUCCUCAAUAGGAAAUAUGACCAAAUUAAAUAACCUUUAUCUUUGGGGGAAUCAAUUAUCUGAUUUUAUUCCUCUUGAGAUUGGAAAUCUAAUUGAAGUUACUGAUCUCGAACUCUCAACAAAUCUUUUGACUGGUCCUAUCCCUUUCUCUAUUGGAAACAUGAGCCAAUUAGAAUUCUUAUACAUGGAUACGAACCAGCUCUCAGGCUUAUUUCCUCGAUCGGUUGGCAAGUUAAGCAAACUCAGAGAACUACAUGCAUUCGAUAAUAAGUUGUCUGGACCUUUGCCUAUGGAGAUCAACAACAUUACUGGACUGACAAAUCUAGAGCUGUCAAAUAAUAGCUUCGUCGGUUAUGUACCCCCAAACAUAUGCAAAGAUGGAGCCCUAAAGUACCUCACUCUUGAUACGAACAACUUCCAAGGUCUCAUUCCCACGAUCUUGAAAAACUGUACGACACUUGAAAGGGUCCGUCUUGAACACAAUAAACUCACGGGAGAUGUAUCUCAAUGUCUUGGAGUGUAUCCCCAUCUUUAUUAUAUGGAUUUGAGCUUCAAUCUACUCUCCGGUGCACUCUCACCAGACUGGGCAAAAUGGCACAAUCUGACGCUCUUCAGAAUCUCAAAUAACAACAUCACCGGAGUCAUACCCACCGAAUUUGGGCAGUUGACGAAACUGGGAGAGCUGGACCUCUCUUCCAAUUACCUACAAGGAGAGAUCCCAAAGAGCUUCGGCAGCUUAACCCUUCUCUACAAUCUGAGCUUGGGCAACAACCAACUCGUCGGCCAUGUCCCUCUGGAGAUUGGAAUGCUGUCCAAUCUUGAACUGCUUGAUCUCUCAUCCAACAACUUGGCAGGAAGAAUCCCAGAUCAAUUAGGCAACUGCAUGAAACUCCGAUCGUUGAAGCUUAACAACAACAACUUCAGUGGAACCAUUCCUUUGGCCAUUGGUAAUCUGGUGUACCUUCAAGACACCUUUGACAUCAGCCAGAACUCACUAACAGGGGAGAUUCCAUUCGAACUCAGCAAAUUGGUGAUGCUGCAAAGCCUGAAUCUAUCGCAUAAUUACUUGUCGGGUCAUCUUCCAUCUUCGCUAACAUAUAUGACGAGCUUGUCUACCGUAGAUGUAUCCUACAAUGAACUGGACGGCCCUGUUCCUGAUAGCCCAGCUUUCCGAAGAGCCCCGGCAGAGUGGUUGGCCCAUAACAAUGAUCUGUGUGGAGUUGUUCAAGGAUUGCCUCCAUGUGUUUCACUCGGUACUCCAACAACAGACGACCGAAGCAAGCGCCACAAAAUUGUUAUAAUAGUAGCCAUCAUUGCUUCUGUGGUCUUCUUCCUUCUCUUGUUUAUAUUCAUUGGAGCAUUCCGCAAGAGAGAAAAAGAUACAGUACCUGUUGAUAAUAAUCACAUCAAAGAAGGUGCAUUCUGUAUAUUGAAUUUUGUUGGAAGAGAUGUAUACAAGGGCAUCAUCGAAGCCACCGAAGAUUUCGAUGCCAAGUACUGUAUCGGAAGCGGUGCAUACGGCAGUGUCUACAGAGCAGAGUUAGCAAGUGGGGAACUGCUAGCGGUGAAGAAGAUUCACCUACCAGACACUGAAGGUGCAUGCGACGAGCAACCCUUUCAAACUGAGAUACAAACUCUUACUCAAAUUCGACAUCGCAAUAUCGUCAAGCUUUACGGGUUCUGCUCCUCUCCCCGUCGCAAAUUUCUGGUGUACGAGUACAUGGAGAGAGGAAGUCUGGGAUCUGUCCUCCGAAGCGAGACUGCAGCUGAAUUGGACUGGGUGAAGAGGGUGACCAUCGUGAAAGAUGUUGCUCGUGCUCUGUUCUACAUGCAUCAUGACUGCACACCGCCUAUCGUUCAUCGAGAUAUUACCAGCAACAACAUCCUACUUGAUUCCGAAUUCAAGGCUUGUGUUUCCGACUUUGGAAUUGCUCGACUACUGAAGCCGGAUUCAUCAAAUUGGACCAUGCUUGCAGGCACACGGGGUUACCUAGCACCAGAGCUUGCAUAUACAAUGAGAGUGACCACCCAAUGCGACGUGUACAGUUUCGGAGUGGUGACGCUGGAGUUGCUGAUGGGAGAGUAUGGAGAAGUGCUCAUUUCCAUUCUGUUGUCUUCACCGAUCAACGAUAGCUUUGUGAAAGAUGUAUUAGACCGACGUCUACCCGUUCCUGAGGGUCAAGUUGCGGAUGAAGUAGUAGCAGUUUUGAGCUUGGCUCUUCGUAGCGUGGACAACCACCCUGAAUCACGCCCGACAAUGAAACAGGUCUCCGACAAGCUCAGCGGGCAGAUCCCUCCCACCAUCGCCACUCUCUCUCAGCUCAUCUCUUUUGAUGUCCAAGGAAAUGACAUCACGGGGACGAUCCCAGCCAGGAUCAGUUCUCUCACGAAGCUGAGAUCCUUAAAUCUCAGUGGAAAUAAGAUUAGUGGCUCCAUCCCUCUUUCGUUAGGCAACAUGACAAGCCCCGUCUUCCUCAUCCUGUCUGGAAAUGGCUUCUCACGAAGCAUUCCUGAAGAAAUAGGGGAUCUCCAGAAUCUCCAAGAGUUGGAUCUCUCGGCCAACUUUCUCACGGGAUCUAUUCCUCAAAGCCUGGGAAAUUUGACUCAACUCUCCUUGUUGGAUCUCUCUCUGAAUCAUUUAUAUGGAUCCGCUCCUCCAACGCUGGCAAAUCUCCAAAACCUUCUUGUCUUGAGCAUCUCCAAUAAUACUCUCACGGCUUCAAUUCCUGCCAGUUUGGGUAACUUGACUAGGCUUAUCAAGUUGAAUCUUUGGGGUGAUCACCUCUCUGGGUCCAUUCCUCAUGAAGUAGGGAAUCUUGUCCAGAUGACAAAUCUAGUACUUGCUCAUAAUAGUUUACUGGGUUCCAUCCCCCUCUCCCUAAGAAAUCUUUCGAAGCUUAGCACACUUUAUCUCUUCAACAAUCACAUCUCUGGCACGAUUCCUGCUGAAUUAGGCAAUCUAGUCGAGCUGAGAGACAUAGAUCUAUCACAUAAUCUAUUGACUGGUUUCAUCCCUUCCACCCUGGGAAAUCUAGCUAGACUAAGGAACCUGAUCCUUUCUUAUAAUGAACUCUCCGGUCCCAUCCCUUCUACUUUAGCUAACAUGACCUCUCUGAUACUAUUAGACCUCAGCAAUAACCAAAUCUCCGGCUGCAUCCCACCAUCUUUUGCAAAUCGAAGUCUAGAAGAACUAUCAGUGAUCAAUAAUAGUCUCUCCGGAUCGGUCCCAAACCUUACGAGCUUGGUUUCUCUGAAACUGGCAUACAAUGACCUCUCUGGGCAUCUGCCACCAGAUGUAUGCAGAGGAGGAAAGCUUCAGCAUUUCACCGCAGCCUAUAACAAGUUCCACGGGCCGAUACCAGAGAGCUUGAGAAACUGUUCAAGCCUAGUGCGGGUUCGAUUGGACAGGAACAACCACACCGGAGACCUCUUUGAUCACUUUGGAGUCUAUCCUAAUAUGAGAUAUAUUGACUUGAGCUACAACAGGUUAUCUGGAAUGCUUUCAUCGGAAUGGGGAAGUUGUUCAAACUUGACGAGCUUAAGAAUAUCCAACAACAGAUUAAAUGGAACAAUUCCAUCUGAGAUUGGGCAAUCAACUCGGCUGGAAGCGCUAGACCUUCUAACAUGUAGGACAUGUUGA